Grosmannia clavigera kw1407 is the source of this 405-nucleotide messenger RNA. Its product is annotated as L-psp endoribonuclease family protein. Gene Ontology annotation, molecular function: deaminase activity. The record is from RefSeq and is a predicted model, not a curated record. The coding region runs from base 1 to 405 and encodes 134 amino acids. Gene Ontology annotation, cellular component: cytosol; mitochondrion. The transcript is spliced from 3 exons. Lineage: Eukaryota; Fungi; Ascomycota; Sordariomycetes; Ophiostomatales; Ophiostomataceae.
AUGUCGAGGAAGGCCGUACUAACUACGGAUGCACCCCCGCCCUUGCCACAGUUCUCGCAGGCUAUCAAGUGUAAUGGCAUGAUAUACUGUUCGGGAAACAUCGGUGUCGACCCGGCGACGAAUAAACUUGUCGACGGAGGAAUCAAGGCUGAAACGCGCAUGGCACUCGGCAACCUCUCUGCAGUGCUCCGAGCUGGUGGUGCUAGCUUGGCGGACGUUGUCAAGGUCAACGUCUUUCUCACAACAAUGGACGAUUUCCAACAUUUGAAUGAAGCCUACGACGAGGCGUUUUGCAACACCGUGCCUAAGCCGUGCCGAACUGCGAUUGCCGUUUACCAGCUUCCUCUGGGGGCCAAGGUCGAGAUAGAGUGUUCGGCCAUCCUUCCGCCCCAGGCAAAGAUAUGA